Messenger RNA from Macrosiphum euphorbiae (potato aphid), 8763 nucleotides. Lineage: Eukaryota; Metazoa; Arthropoda; Insecta; Hemiptera; Aphididae. The record is from the annotation of a GenBank genome assembly.
AUGGGAGAAAUAUCUGUCAUGUUUCCGAGGGAAUUGCUAGCGAUUGCCUUGUUGUUGAAUGCUGUCCGUUCAAACGACGUGCCUUGCGACAAGACCCGGACCAUCUUGUCCCAGGCUAGUGGAAUCAUCACUCAUGGUCCCCCGGGAACAAAUUACUCACAGAACACUCACUGCGAAUGGUUGAUCAAAGCGAAUAGUACAAAUCAGUUUAUUACUUUGGAGUUCAAGACACUAAAUACAGAAUGUUCUUAUGACUAUGUAUUCGUUUAUGAUGGAGAUUCUUUUAAUUCUCCCCUCCUUGGAAGUUAUAGUGGAAAGAAUCAACCUCAGUCGAUAUUAGCCUCAUCCGGUUUUAUGUUAAUAUUGUUAUUCAGUGACACAAAUUAUGCAUUAGAAGGUUUUGAAGCUUCCUAUUAUGUAUCUGAUUGCCCGAGAAAUUGUUCAAGUCAUGGAUUUUGCCUUCGAAAUUUUUGUGUAUGUGAUAACGAAUGGGGUGGACCUGACUGCGCAACUGAACUAUGUCCCGAUAAAUGUGGUGAACCUAACAGGGGUGUGUGCAAACAAGGUCGAUGCCAUUGCUUACAAAACUAUUCAGGAAUGGGUUGCACUUUGAAUAGUUCUGAUUCUACAGGGAAUAGAUGGCAUGAUUUGUAUCAGGGAGGCAUACAUCCGAGAGCUGCCCAUUCAGCUGUGUAUAUUUCUGAGGCUGAUUCUUUAUACAUUUUUGGUGGAUAUGAUUUAAACAAUAUUCUUGGUGAUCUUGUUGUCUUUCGGUUUAAUACUUCUAUGUGGUACGAUCGAAAUGAUAAUGUCAUAGAUCCUUUACACACAACCGUCAAUUCCAUUGGAUCAGCCACAAUAAAUGCUUUGAUGACUGCCAAGUUAGGAGACACAACAAUUGGAACAAAUCGAUCUAAAUACUCUUCUUUUGAUAAUACUAGUCGUGUAAAUGAACAUAGACGAAACAAAACGUGGUCAGCUGUAUUACAUGAUAUUUUUGUAUCACUAGCUGACGAUUCAACAUUCCUUGAACAUCAAAAUGAUAAUACACGUCAUUCGCCAUUUGAGUUUCCUAAUGAUGAAAAUAAUGAACAUGUAUUGAAUGAAAUUAAACAAAAACGAUUACCAGCCCCGCGCUUUGGUCAUGCAGCAACAAAGUACAACGGAGGAUUUCUCAUGUAUGGUGGUAGACUGAAAAAGGGUUUGUCAGGAGAACUAUGGUUUUAUAACAUAUAUACAAAAAAAUGGUUUUUACGUGCCCAACAUUCUACAGUAAUACCACCUGCUCUCACAAGACAUACUCUAACAUAUGUGGAACAUACAAAUACUAUUUAUUUAGUUGGUGGUAGUAAUAGCAAAGGAUAUUUUUCUUCUCAGAUAUUUUCUAUUCAACUCAAUACAGAUGAUGAGAACGAACAAUGGAAAGAAAUUAAACCAAGAGGCGGCAAAGAAUUAAAUUUUCGGGUUGCAGCUCAUUCGACAGUGUAUGAUAUUCGUUCUCAAUCUCUCAUUAUUUAUGGUGGAAUAGUGACAAGUGCAUCAUGGUUUUCAAAACUUAGUGAUCGUAUGUUUAUUUUUAAUAUACCGACACAGCAUUGGUCUGAAAUAAAAUAUCCACCAUCAAAUGUACCCACCGAACGAGCUUUUCACUCUGCAAAUAUAAUGGGAAAUUACAUUGUUGUUUUUGGAGGAUAUACACAUAGACAUGCCAAGGAAGAAAUUUGUUAUGACAAUGAAAUAUAUCUGUAUCAUCUUGGUUGUAAUACAUGGCUUAGUCGAGAUGUCCUUGGGUUAUCUAACAAAGAGUUCACUCAUAAGAAAAUGUUUGGUGUAUUUGGACACGGGUCUGAUGUCCGUAACAGAAACACAUUAAUUAUUGUUGGUGGAUACCGAGGAAACAUAAACUCAGAUUUGUUAGCGUUUGUUUUACCACCAACAUUAGUUCCUACAGGAAACGAUUCCUAUCAUUUAGAACUGAUGUGCUUAAGACACAAAGGUCUUCAAGAGUGUACAGCAAAUCCUGAAUGUGGGUGGUGUUCUUCUGACGAUACUUGUUAUGGACGCAACGGGGGUAUAAAUUGUACAACCAAUUUACAAACAACCAGAUGCCCGGGUAUCUGUUCUGCUUUAACUGAUUGUCAUUCGUGUUUAAUUCAUGGGGAAAGUACUCCUUUCAGCAAUAAUCAAUCAACCACUUCAGUUGCCCAUAUAAUGCAAUUGGGUCGAUGUGUUUGGUGCAUACAAGAUGGUCGAUGUCAUCAUAAAAAUGAUAAUUAUGAGGUGUGUGGUCUACAUAACAAUAAUUUUAAUGGCGGAGGAAUAGAAGUUGCUUAUCCAGACAAUUGCAGAGCGUUAGAUAGAAGAUCAGGGUUGACUUUUUUCAAAUAUUUACAUCCUGCAAAUUUUUCACAGCCAGAUCUAGUAUCAGUAGUUAAUACAAGUAUCAUUGAUGUUUCAACCCAUUUACCAAUGUCAAGAGCUGAUCUAUCAAUUGGUGGUACAAUGGUUGUAAGGCUUUCUGGAUUUUUGCGAUUUCCUCAGAUGUGGGACAAUCAUAAAGACCAACUGCAAUUAUGCUCUCGAUUUACAAAUACACGACUUAUAAUGACAUCUCCAUAUAUGUACCAACCAGAAAUCAAUAUAACAUUGAAAGCUGAUGGUUGGCAAUGUUUACAACUUUCAUCGUGGUCUACUGAAGAUCAACCAUUUCAUGCUCCUGAACGAUACUUAUUAGAUUUAACUACUCAUAAAAAUAUAACUUAUUCUCAAAACACUGGUACCUCUAUUGUAGAAUUACAACACAAUAAGGGUCAUAAUAAUUCAAAGCCUUUUACAAUGGAUUAUCUUGAACCAUAUCAUAGCAGAGACAGCUCAAUAUGUACUGGCUAUCAAAGUUGUCUCAUAUGUGUUAGUGAUGCUAAUUGUGCAUGGUGUGAAUUAAAAUCAGUUUGCACCACAAGAAAUCAAACAGAUUCAGUUUUUUGCCAUAAUAAUAAUAAUAUUAAUGAAUGGAAAUAUCUUGUUAUAUCACCUCAACUAUGUCCAAACUGUUCUAAUCAUGUGGAUUGUGUUGACUGUAUUCAAAGUGGAUAUUGUGAAUGGUGGAGUCAAGAAGCCAAAUGUGAGCGACGUGGAAGAUUACCUGACGGAGUGAUAUCUAUUGAUUCAUGCCCUGUCCCAUGUUCAAAUAGACACUCCUGUUCUGAUUGCUUGGACAAUGGUCGAUGUGUUUGGUGCCGAGCAACAAAUGAAUGUUUCCAUUUUUCCGAAUAUACAUCCGAAUAUCAAUUUGGACGAUGUCGAGAAUGGAUUGACCGAAGUGUUCAUUAUUAUGGAUCAGGACAGAUGCAAAUAGAUAAACCUAACUUAGCAUGUACCUCAUGCGAGAAAAGUAUGAAUUGUUCUAGUUGUCUAAAAACUCUUGGUUGUGGAUGGUGUUAUGACAGUGGUAACCCAAUCCAAGGGAUUUGUACAGGAGGUGAUUUUAGUAAACCAUUUAUAGGAACUUGUUCCUACAUAAUGAACAACAAUACUUAUGAAGAAGACUCAAGUUGGGCAUAUGCGCAAUGUCCAGAUGUUGAUGAAUGUGGUCUGGGGCUACAUGAUUGCCAUAAAGAAGCCAAAUGUACCAAUACUCAAGGUUCAUAUAGCUGUCAGUGCAAACGAGGUUUUAUAGGCGAUGGAAAACAUUCAUGUACAAGAACGUGCUAUCAUAAAUGUCUAAAUGGAUAUUGUAUUGGAGCACCUGACUAUACAUGUAAAUGUGAUCUCGGAUGGACUGGAGCUGAUUGUGCAAUUAACUGUGGGUGUAAUAAUCAUUCAACCUGCAACGAACGACCUGGUACAUGUGACCAGUGUCAAGAUUGGACCACUGGGCAGUUUUGCGAAUAUUGCAAAGCUGGAAGUUAUGGUAAUGCAACAUCGAUAGAAGGAUGCCAUAAAUGUGAUUGCAAUGAUCAUGGUGAUGAACAACUUGGUAUUUGUGAUUCUAAUUCGGGUAAAUGUUAUUGUAAACAUUAUACUGAAGGAGAUAAUUGUCAAUUUUGCAAAAAAGGAUUUUUUGGAGAUCCAAAAAAUGGAAAUGUUUGUUAUCACCAAUGUAUGGCCAGAGGUAUUUUAUCUGGUAUGGGCCCUCAAGGGUUUGGAUCAAAAUCUGUGGAGAUUAGUGCUUGGGAAACACGUUUAGAAGGUCCACCAUCGAAAGAAUGUCUCUGGAUAAUUGAUCCUGAAAACAUGCGAAAUAAUUCAACUGCCAUUGGAUCUUAUGUGAUACAGUUAACAAUCGAUAAUGAUAUAAAUGUCCCAUGUGGUAUGAACAGUGUUUAUGUGUAUGAUGGACUACCAAAUUUUGUGUCUAUGUCUAGAACACACCCAGCUCAUUCUCUUGGUGUAUUUUGUACUAGAGAUUCUCAGUAUCCUUUAACCAUAGAAGGGGUUACUGGUGUGAUGACUGUUUAUUACAAACAAUCUGAACCUACUGAAGGGUUUAAUGCUACGUACGUAGUGUUUAGCUGUCCAGAUUUCUGCCCCCCAACCCGAGUAUGUCAUCAUAACCGUUGUGUAUGUCAAAAAGGAAGUACUGGAGUACUUUGUCAAGACUUAAUAUGUCCAAAUGAUUGUAAUCAUGCCAAAGGCCAUGGAAAAUGUGAUCAUGAAUAUGGUCGCUGUAUUUGUGAUAGUAUUUAUGAAGGAGAAGAUUGUUCAAUUUCAGUUCCUAUAUCUAGUCAUUUGCGGCAACCACUUAUAUUUACGGAUCUAUUUAACUCAGCGCACGUAUCAGAAAAUUUAGAUCACUUGCGUCAAACAUUGCCUCGAUUCGGACAUUCAGUGGUUGCAACAAGGCGUGGUCAGUUGUGGUUAUUCGGUGGUUAUUCAUUAUCACAUGGUCCUUUAAAUGAUAUUCGUUUGUUUGACUCUAAAAACAAUUCUUGGAUGCAAGUCACAGUAGAUGGUACAAAUGACGCUCAUAUGCCAAAUGGGAGGUAUUUCCAUGCAGCUGAAAUAGUACAUUCUCGAAGGGAAAUAUAUGUGUAUGGUGGUCUAACACAAAUUCAAACUCCUUACGGUCGUUCUACAAAAUAUUCAAUGAAGAUUUUAUCAGACUUUUGGAAAUUCAGUUUAAAGGAUCAAAGAUGGAUAGGCAUACAAACAGAAUUAGAUCCACCGCCAUUGGCCGGCCAUACUCUCACAUUACGAUCUGUUGGUGAAAAAGAAAGUCUUAUAUUAAUUGGAGGUUUUAGUCCAGAUAUGGGUUUCCUUGAAGAUGUAUGGGAGUUUGAUAUGCAAACAGAAGUUUGGAAAAAGUUUAAAACAAGUGGUUAUGGACCAGCUGGUAUUUAUGGACAUAGUACAGUAUACCAUGGUCUAACCGAUAGUUUGUAUGUAUUUGGUGGAUAUAUUUACUCUGUUAAUCAAACAAUAAUGACAGAUAAAUUAUUCGCACUUAACUAUGAAUUACAAAUAUGGACUAUUCUACCUAUUUUCAAAGACUAUAAUCCACCAAAAAAUAGCCUACCAAGGGGGCGAUUUUUACAUUCAGCUAUCACAACAGAUGAAUAUAUGUUUGUUUUUGGUGGAAGGACUGAUCCACCUAGUACAAAUGAUACUCUUAUUGCUUACUCAUAUGCAUGUAACCAGUGGAUACGUUUAUUAACUCCAGAUAUAUUUAUUAUUGGUUUGCCGCCACCACCUACUCAUGCUCAUGCAAUGACAUUAGACAUGGAAACAAAGUCUAUGUACAUUCUUGGUGGUUUUGCUGGCGAUAUACAAUCUCGUGUAACACGGAUUCAAUUACCACAGGACCUUUGUAAUCUGUGGUCUGGUAAACGAGAUAAAUGCAGAUCUCUGGUUGGAUGUUCAUUUUGUCAAGUGAUAGGAACAAAUGUCAGUUACUGUUUUACUCAUCUUGGCCCAGGCUUUAAUCCCUGUGUUUCGACAAAUGGUACAUCACGAACAAAUAAUGGAGUGUCUUGUAAUUCAAAUUGGAUAUCUAGUCGAUCUUGUGAACAGUACACAACAUGUACUGAUUGUUUAGCUACAUGGCCUAAUAAUCAUUAUGAAAACUCAAAUGUUUGUUCAUGGUGUGCAAAUUGUGGUACUAAAGGACAGUGUGUUAAAGAUGCUUCAAGCUGUGAUAAUCAAUGUAAAACAGUGACAAAAGUAGAAAUGUGUCCAAAUAUUCAAUGUAUGGCAACUAAUUGUGAAAAAUGUCAUCAACAAGGAAAUUGUUUAUGGACUAGGCAAAUGCAUGCAUCUGAGUUUGAAACUCUUUCAAAUAGUGGGUCAUUGAAUGAUUGGAGUUGUUCUAGUCUAGAUCUCAGUCAACGAUCAAAUAUCAAAAUAAAAAACACUUCCAUUUGUCCAGAACGCUGUUCUGCUCACAAAUCUUGUGAAACAUGUUUAUCAUCUCAAGGUGGAGAAGGAGGAUGGCAUGAAUGUCGCUGGUCAAUUACAUUAAACGAGUGCAUAUCACCUAGUUAUCAACCACUAUACUGUGCUGGGGGUGUUUGUGGACUUGUUCUUAGUGGUGGUAACAUAGAUCGUUGUCCUCAACCUUGUUCUAGCUAUAUUCAAUGUUCCACGUGUCUCCGCCAUACCCAUUGUGGAUGGUGUGCUUUAGAUGUAUUGAACAAAACUGGACAGGGAAUAUGUACGGAAGGUUAUAUGUCUAGUCCAGCUUCUGGCCCUAACCAUUCAUGUCAGGAAUUACUUCAACACUUAAAUACUGAACCUAAAAUGGCAGCUUAUCAAAACUUAGAAUCUCAUGAUUUCAUUUACGGAAUAGAUGAUGCACUUUCACCAUCAACAGAUGUAGCUUUAUUAAAUAAAGAAUUAACUUUGAAUGAUUCAGUAGCAUGGUAUUACAUAACUUGUCCACCCGAAAAUGAAUGUGUAAAUGGUCAUCAUAGUUGCAAUUCAGAAAGUGAAGAAUGUGUUGAUCUUGCUGAUGGUUUUCAUUGUGUAUGUGGCAAUGGUUAUCAACCUGAUGAUAAUUCUCAAUGUAUUCCGAUUUGUACUCAAGGCUGCGUUAGAGGUGAAUGCAUAAAACCAGAUGUCUGUCGCUGUGGUUUUGGUUAUGUUGGUUCCAAUUGUACAAUACAAUGUGAAUGUAAUGGACACUCUGAUUGUGCUGGUCCUGAUCGAUUAACAGAAUGCUUGAGUUGCAAAAACAACACUCAAGGGUCUCAAUGUCAACGGUGUAAACUAUUUUAUGUUGGUAACCCAGUGGAUCAUGGCCAAUGUAUACCAUGCUCAGAUUAUUGUAAUGGACAUGCUCAAGUAUGUGUUGAAAAAUACGAUAAUGAACCAUUUGAUGCUCUAAGUAUUUUAAAUGAUCCUAAUACUAAUCUUAUGCAAAAUGAUGGACCUCUUUCUGAUGCAUAUUGCAUUAAUUGUAUGGACAACACAACCGGUCCUACAUGUUCGGGUUGUUUAUCUGGCCAUUUUCGAGGUUCUAGUGAUAAUCGAGAUCCUUGUAGACCAUGUGAAUGUCAUGGUCAUGGGAGUACAUGUGAUCCAAUUACUGGAGAAAAAUGUGAUUGUCAAAACAAUACUGAAAGUGACACAAACUGUCAGUCAGGGGGCGUACCUCAUCAUCGAACAUUAAAAAAUACUGUUCAGCUGUGUUGGAUGCAACAGUGUUCAAAGUGCAGAGAAUCAUAUAUGGGUACACCAACUGAUGGCCAUCAGUGUUACAAACAAAUGAGUGUAGACUUAAGGUUUUGCCUUGAUGCCAAACUGCUUGAUGAGUGUAAAACAAAACCUAAUCCGCUUUACCCAGGACAAACGUCGUUUUUCGUUGUUCAACCACGUUUUAUGAAUGUCGAUAUCAGAAUCACUGUUGACAUAACACAAGGCGCUGUCGAUUUCUUCUUAACAUCACAUGAGGAUAUUUUCAUAGUUACUAAAAAUAAGUCACUUAAUAGAAAUGUUUUUGAUUUUGAUCCAAGGUUUGAGUGGUUUAGUGAAAUGGAAACGAUUGAACGUGUGAGUAGUAGCUCAAAUUCUUCAAAAGGUAGACAUUUAUUUACAUAUCAAGAGCACAAAACCAAAGGUUUGUCUACAUACGUAACAUUGAAAAAGAGUAUGUCCCUGCUAAUGGUGAAAAAUGUCAACAAUAGAUUGAUCAUUACACUUCCACAUGACAAACAUGACCUAUCAGCAACAAGAUAUUACAUGGCGUUGUUAGCGAUCUCAUCGUUACCUGCUCAAGCCACUCAUUUAGUACCUGUCCCAACUUAUGGAACAGUGUUUUUUAGACAAGACCAACUUCAUAUUGAUCUCUUUGUGUUUUUCUCUGUAUUUUUCUCGUGUUUCUUUUUGUUUCUUGCUGUAUGCGUUGUUGGAUGGAAAGCAAAACAAGCAGCUGACAUGCGACGCGCUCGUCGCCAGCAGGUCGUGGAGAUGUUGCACAUGGCCAAGAGACCGUUCGCUUUUGUGGCCAUCGUUCUGAACUGCAGCACGCCCCAGCAGCAGCCGGAGACUAACAACAGCCAGGUGACCAGGUUUGGUGACAUCAGGCCGUUGGCGAUAGAACCAACCAGCGACGCAAACGCGGCAGUCACUACGCUGCUGAUAAAGCUGCCAGACCGUGGCCAACAGUCGGCGGGCACGAGGCUAGCGCUCGGCUCCACGUUGGUGUUAAACAUGCUUAACCCGAGAGGUGGUUAUUCUUCCAACACGCACCGACACCACCACCAUCACCACCACCACCAUCACAACAACACUGCUGGUCCUAGACAAAGGAGGAACGCUCCCCAGUGA